AUGAUUAAUGUACACUAUUUCUAUACGCCUAGCUUUUCUAAUGCGAAUGAUAUAAAGCUUGAACGUAAUAGCCAUUUUAGUACAGCUAGAUUAGAGCAUACCAAUCUAGGAUUAGCACUACACCUUAGCUUCCUAUUAGAUUUAUCACUGACUCACCUCACCUCAACUCCCAUAAUAUCAUAUCAAAUUACAUUAUAUUUUCCCCAAUCUCAGCCACUGAGUGCGAGUGUGAUGAUAGCAGAGAAGCUUGAACGGUCAGGCUUUUAUGGUCUUCCGGAGUACGCAAUUCAACUUGGGAUCAAGAUCGUAUUUCUUGACUUGAAUGAGCCAAUCGCUAACCAAGGUCAUUUCGACCUCAUUGUCCACAAAAUAACAGACGUUGUGGGAAAGAUGCAUCGUGGGGAUGAGAUUUCCGCUGCACAGUUUGAUAAUUUCUUGAGAUUUUGUGAAUCUCAUCCUAAAGUGAUCAUAAUGGACACAUGGGAGAAUGUUGAAAAGGUUAUUAAUCGAUCAAAGCUACACUGGCUGCUGGAAAAAUCUAUAGAAUUCAAACCCCCUCAGAACAAAGGACAAUUAUUUAGUGUACCAAAGUCUAUUUCUUUGGAAUCAUUUGAUAUGCGGUCAGAAGCACUAAAUAUGAAAUUUCCUAUCAUUUGUAAAAGGUCCAAGGCUUGUGCGUCUGUAUCAUCUCAUCAAAUGACAAUCAUUCCAACACUAAACGCCAUGAGUAAAGUUACUGGCUAUGGCAAGAAUGAACAGGUUAUUCUACAAGAAUUCAUUCAGCAUGGUGGAAUAUUGAUCAAGGUUUAUGUCCUGGAUAAACAUGUAUAUCCUGCUUUACGACCAUCAUUCAAGGAUUUAAAUCAGAAUUGUGACGUCUUUCAUUUUGAUAGCCAAAUACUUCCAAAGUCAUUCCACAGUUCUAGUAAACUCUUGAAUGGGUUGGAUAAAGUGAUGUCUAUAUCAAACGAAGAUGUAGAAAAACGAAUAUAUGAAACACUGGAUUACGAUAGGCUAGAAAAAAUUGCUGAUGUUCUUCGCCAUCAAAUAGGAUUGACAUUUUUUGGAUUUGACGUUAUUUUGGAGGCAAAGACUAAUAAUCACUAUCUUGUAGAUGUCAAUUACUUUCCAAGUUUUUCCAAUGUGCCAAAAUUCCAUGAGAUAUUUGUAUCUAUUCUUUUACAGAAAUUAAAUAAUCCAUAA
This is a messenger RNA of Phycomyces blakesleeanus NRRL 1555(-), 1203 nucleotides long. RefSeq lists its product as hypothetical. Gene Ontology annotation, biological process: inositol trisphosphate metabolic process. The transcript is spliced from 10 exons. Gene Ontology annotation, molecular function: inositol-3,4,5,6-tetrakisphosphate 1-kinase activity; ATP binding; inositol-1,3,4-trisphosphate 6-kinase activity. The record is from RefSeq and is a predicted model, not a curated record. Bases 1 to 1203 code for a protein of 400 amino acids. Gene Ontology annotation, cellular component: cytoplasm. Lineage: Eukaryota; Fungi; Mucoromycota; Mucoromycetes; Mucorales; Phycomycetaceae.